CUUCACGGGUUAGAGCCACUGACGUAAAUUGCCUAUCUACCUAACCUUAGAUAGCUUCCGAUAUCGAAGUUCGAGAUUUAGCAAAUUAAAAUGCUUCGCGAUUCCUUUGUACUUCCUCGCCAUAACUGAAGGAUUGCUGUUAGCUCGCUCUCAGCUACAAUAUCCUCACCCCACGCGAACGCCAGCUGAGAAAAGAGAGCAUGGUGGCGGCCUGGCGCAUUCUCGGCGCGAGUCCGAGGUCCUCUACGCUCGCCGCAUCCAUCCGAUCGCUAUCCCGCACAUAUUCCACAGCCGGCAGUAGAGUCCAGCUGGUCUACGACCACCAUGCGCCGCCCAAAUCCGACAGGCAUCGACAAGAUGCGCCCAUAAUAUUUAUGCACGGGCUGUUUGGGUCCAAGAAAAACAAUCGCAGCGUGAGCAAAGUAUUGGCGCGCGACCUCAAUAGACACGUCUAUGCCGUUGACCUGCGAAACCAUGGCGAGUCGCCGCAUGCGACCCGUCACGACUACGUCGCCAUGGCUGAUGAUGUUGCGGGCUUCAUCGGCGAGCACGGACUAAAAGAGCCGACACUGAUUGGGCACUCGAUGGGAGCGAAAACGGCCAUGACGCUGGCCCUAGACCAACCCUCGCUAAUCUCGGACAUCGUAUCCGUCGACAAUGCGCCCAUAGACGCAACACUGAGCCGGAACUUCGCAACAUACAUCCGCGGGAUGCGACAAAUCGAAGAAGCCGCCGUGGCGCGGCAAAGUGAGGCCGAUUCGAUUCUGACAUCCUACGAAUCCGACAUCAACAUCCGGCAAUUCCUCCUCGGGAACACGCAUCGGGUGCCCCAUCCCGAAGACCAGAAGAAGAACGCCAUCAAGUUCAGGAUCCCGCUGGACACGCUAGCCAAGAACCUCGAUAACCUGGGCGAUUUCCCCUUCCGCAACCCGGACGAGGUGCGUUUCGAGAAGCCCGCUCUGUUCGUGCGCGGCACGCAGAGCAAGUACGUCCCUGACGAGGCCAUACCCAUCAUUGGGCGUUUCUUCCCGCGCUUCGAGCUUGUCGAUAUCGAUGCUGGCCACUGGGUCAUCUCGGAGAAACCGGCCGAGUUUUUGAAAUCCGUCAUCGAAUUUCUUACUCCAAAAGAAUGAACAAAUAUGAAGGAGAAAGAAAAAUAGAAUAAGUUUAGGCAUAGACAUAGAGGCUAGAGGUAUAGAAAUCCCAUAGACGUGUAUACAUGUUGCAUUAGGGGAUAUUACUUAGACGUACUGGUUAUGUACAGGCAUGAAAUCGGUUUCCGCAUAAGGA
Molecule: messenger RNA, 1290 nt
Organism: Xylaria bambusicola
Lineage: Eukaryota; Fungi; Ascomycota; Sordariomycetes; Xylariales; Xylariaceae
Product: alpha beta hydrolase fold family
Exons: 5
Coding region: 201-1133 (310 amino acids)
Cellular component (GO): mitochondrion
Source: RefSeq, a predicted model, not a curated record